AAACGUCAGACGUCAAAAAGUCGACCGACCGAGUGAAAAAAUGGCAGCACGAAUAUUAUCGACUUCGGCUCAAUUAUUAAAAUCCUUUCAAAAUCUAAAUAUCGCUUGUAAAACAACUGCAAAUGUAAUUCAACAAAAAGAACUCACCGUCAGCCUCCUGCAGAGUGCAUUGCCAACAGUCUGUGCCACCCGAAGCACAAGUUUCUUCAACAAACUUCCCGCUGAGGAUCUUUGGCGCGGUGUUGUUUCUGUGAGUAAUGCAGGUAAGAAGCGAGGUCGUGGUCGAGGUGCUGGCCGAAAGCUAGUCAAGGACUUGAAUCGAGGACAGAUAAUCGGAGUGGGAAGCACCAAUAUCCAAUGGCCAGGUCUGAAUUCACCCAUCAUUCGAGGCAAAGAAUUGGUCAAGCAACAGCGACUGCCCGACGAUCCGGAGAGGGAGAAGAAACUCAUCAAACUUCGCGAUUCAAUGAGCGGCUUCCGAGCCAUGAAGCUGAGUCCCAUCGACAGGGGUUGGUCGGGCACAAAGUUGCCCGGACGAAGCAUUGGUCCACCAGAUCCAGUGGGCGAAGAUAACUUUGAGGGAUUCGAUACCAUCGUUCUGGAGAACAAAAUUGUCUUCAUCAUGAAGGGCAACAUGGGACGUACGAGGAGGUACUCGGUUCUAUCAGUUACCGGCAACGGCAAUGGUUUAGCUGGCUUCUCCCUAGCGAAGGGUACCGAAGUCCGCGCUGCUCUCAGGAAGUCAAAGAACCGUGCUGGACAGAAGCUAAUGAAUAUCAAACGAUGCGACAAUCACACCGUCUUCCACGAUUUCUUCUGCCAAUUUGGCAAAACCAAGAUAUUUGUCUCGAAGAAACCCGAGGGAUACGGUUUGGUGUGCCAUCGAGCCAUUCAGGCUAUUUGCAAAGUCAUUGGCAUCAAGGAUCUGCACGCCAAGGUUGAAGGCUCAACCAAUCUGCAACACAUUGUCAAGGCGUUCUUCAUUGGACUGCUGCAGCAAAAGACCCACGAACAGAUUGCCGAGGAGAAGGGAUUGCAUUUGGUGGAGUUCCGCAAGGAACUAGGCGGCCUUCCACGAGUGGUGGCCAGCCCAAAUAACUGCCGCAAAAAGGAAGACAUUGAAAUCAACGAAGUAAUGGACUUCAAGCAGUACGCCUUGAAUGACAAGAUUGUGCUGAAGCGAAAGAAGUUUCCACCAUUCUUUGCGAACACCCGUGGCUACGAGUUGUAUCUAAAGAAGAGGGAAUACCUGAGGAACCAGGAUAGUGUGAGAAUUGACUUGAUGGCGCAUUAUGGAGAAUUGAGGAGCUUCCUCACCGACAAAUACCCAGAAUGUCGGCCCAAGAAGUUCCAACGCGAGAAAGAGGAGUGAAAAAGAGAAAAGAAAUUGUUACACAUAAAUAAAUAAGAAAUAUAAAAUUUAAAAAACCUAAA
This is a messenger RNA of Eupeodes corollae, 1434 nucleotides long. RefSeq names its product 28S ribosomal protein S5, mitochondrial (gene mRpS5). Gene Ontology annotation, cellular component: ribosome. NCBI's taxonomy places the organism in Eukaryota, Metazoa, Arthropoda, Insecta, Diptera, Syrphidae. Gene Ontology annotation, biological process: translation. The record is from RefSeq and is a predicted model, not a curated record. The transcript has 2 exons. Gene Ontology annotation, molecular function: structural constituent of ribosome; RNA binding. The coding region runs from base 41 to 1372 and encodes 443 amino acids.